CUGGUUUAAUUUUUGGCAAUGUUUUUAGCAGACUAUAAGCAGGAGCAGGACAUGGAAAUUGAAGCCUUGGAAGCAAUCCUUAUGGAUGAGUUUAAAGAAAUUCAUUCAAGUGAAAGUGGUCUGAACACUUCAAAUCGUUGCUUUGAGAUAACCAUCUGUCCUCAGGAUGAUGAGGCAGAUGAUUCAAAUAUCCCAUCAGUACGGCUGGCCUUGAUUUUCUCACACACAGAAAACUAUCCCGAUGAACCUCCACUUCUCAAUUGCAAAAGUUUGAAAGGAAUUCAGACAUCAGAUCUUAGAGCUCUCAAAGAGAAGCUUGAACAAGAGGCGGCAGAAAAUCUUGGUAUGGCAAUGGUUUACACUUUGGUCACGUCAGCUAAGGAAUGGCUUUCUGAAAGAUUUGCCCAAGAUGCUGGGGAUGAUGAUGAUGGGGAGGAUGAGGCAGCUAAAGAUGAGGUUAUUAUACCUCAUGGAGAACCUGUUACUGUUGACUCAUUUUUGGUAUGGCGGGAGAAAUUUGAAGCAGAAUUAGCUCUUGAAAGAGCCAAGCUAAUCCCGGAUUCUGCACUUGCUGCCCCGAAGGACAAGAGACUUACAGGCAGACAGUGGUUUGAAAGUGGAAGGGCAUCUGCGAAAGGUGGUGCAGCUGCUACUGAAGAAGAUGAAGAUAUUGACGAAGAUAUUGACUUUGAUGAUGAUGACUUCGAAGUGGAUGAAGAUGAUUUGAUCGAGCACUACUUGGCUGACAAAACAGAAUCUUAAAGGAUACAAAAUUAAGCUAAAGACGGUUCGAUUGGCAUGUAAGGCUUUGCUUCUUUAGCUCAUUAAAUGUGCAACUAAUCUACACAGAUGGUUUUUAGCCUUGGCGAGAGAUGGAACCUGGGCCUACCGCACAAUUAUACUUGUCUCGAUCAAAGCCUACACGACGUGACUUGGUAUGUGAAGAGAGUGGACUUUUCUGUUACUAGAAUUAUGUAUUGACAUCUUUUAAGAGGCCCUACUAGUUUUGAACCCUCAAAAGUAUGUCAUUUGUAUCAUUGUGGUGCUUAUUUCAAUAGUAUUUGUUUCGUUCCAAGUA
This is a messenger RNA of Salvia hispanica, 1078 nucleotides long. The record is from RefSeq and is a predicted model, not a curated record. Lineage: Eukaryota; Viridiplantae; Streptophyta; Magnoliopsida; Lamiales; Lamiaceae.